Molecule: messenger RNA, 1275 nt
Organism: Grosmannia clavigera kw1407
Lineage: Eukaryota; Fungi; Ascomycota; Sordariomycetes; Ophiostomatales; Ophiostomataceae
Product: queuine tRNA-ribosyltransferase
Exons: 2
Coding region: 1-1275 (424 amino acids)
Cellular component (GO): cytosol
Molecular function (GO): tRNA-guanosine(34) queuine transglycosylase activity
Source: RefSeq, a predicted model, not a curated record
AUGCUGGCUGCGCGCAGGAUGGCACCGACCAAGGCGACACACGGCGCGCUGACGUUUGAGCUCUUGGCCGAGUGUUCGACGACGCGGGCACGCGCCUCGCUGCUGACGCUGCCGCACGGUCCAGUGGCGCUGCCGGUCUUCAUGCCGGUGGCGACGCAGGCAUCGCUCAAGGGUCUGACGCCGGGCCAGCUGGCCGACACGUCGUGCCGGCUCUGCCUCAACAACACGUACCAUCUCGGCCUGAAGCCGGGACAGGCGGUGCUGGAUGCCGUCGGCGGCGCCCACGCGCUGCAGAGCUGGCCGCACAACCUGCUGACCGACAGCGGCGGCUUCCAGAUGGUCUCGCUGCUGCAGCUGGCCACGGUGACGGAACAGGGCGUCCAGUUCCGGUCGCCACACGACGGCAGUCCCAUGCUGCUCACGCCCGAGCACUCGAUCCGCCUGCAGAACAGCAUCGGCUCCGACAUUGCCAUGCAGCUCGACGACGUCAUCGUCACGACCUCGCCAGACGCCGCCCGCAUGCGCGAAGCCGCCGAGCGCAGCGUCCGCUGGCUCGAUCGCUGUCUGGCCGCACACCAGCGGCCGGCCGACCAGAACCUCUUCUGCAUCGUCCAGGGCGGCCUCGACCUCGAUCUGCGCCGCACCUGUGCCGCCGCCAUGGUCGCCCGCGACACCCCCGGCAUCGCCAUCGGUGGCCUCUCCGGCGGCGAGGCCAAGUCCGACUACUGUCGCGUCGUCGCUGCUGUCGCUGCCGUUUUGCCCCCCCUCAAGCCGCGCUAUGUCAUGGGCAUCGGCUACCCCGAGGACCUCGUCGUCAGCGUCGCCCUCGGCGCCGACAUGUUCGACUGCGUCUGGCCUACACGCACGGCCCGCUUCGGCAACGCUGUUACCCGGCACGGCGUCCUCAACCUCAAGAAUCACCGCUAUGCUGCUGACUUUGGCCCGAUUGAACCCGGCUGCGGCUGCGAGGCUUGUCGCUGGGCCCUCGAUCCUGCUCCAACGGCCCAGGCGCCCACGCCCUCCCACACCCUCCGCAUCACCCGCGCCUUUGUCCACCACAAUGUCGCCAAGGAGACUGUCGCUGCCCAUCUGCUCACCAUGCACAAUGUCUGGUACCAGCUCAACCUCAUGCGCGAGGUCCGCGACGCCAUCCUGGCUGACCGCUUCCCUGCCUACAUCAAGGACUUCUUCGCCGCCCUCUACCCUGACAAGGCCAGCUAUCCCGAGUGGGCCGUCGAUGCCUUGGCCGGCGUGAACGUGGACCUGCGUUCGUGA